AUGCUUGUUGUUGUUGUGACUUAUCUUACUCGUCUGACAGUGCCAUCAGAACAAGCGCACGAAAUUCCUCAUUGCAAGAAUUGCAAGACUGCUACUGUGGCUGGCAAGAGCCUUGAGCACCAUACAGGUCAACAGCAAUACUUCAGGGUCAAACCACAAAAUACUGCAGUUGUAGAAGGACAAACCAUCGAACUGCAAUGCAGAAUCGGAAAUCAAGCUGGAAGUGUUCAAUGGAGCAAAGAUGGUUUCGUUCUGGGUUUCGACAGAAUGAUACCAGGAUUUCCUCGGUAUAUGAUGGAAGGUAGCGGUGAGGAUGGUGUUCAUGAUCUUAGGAUAGAGAAUGCGCAACUAGAAGACGAUGGAGAAUACCAGUGUCAGGUUGGACCAGCUGGAGAAAAUAAAGCCAUACGUGCUGAUGUAAACCUUACCGUCCUAAUGCCGCCUGCGUCAAUUUCAAUAUCACAGCAUCCUAAUGGCAGUAUAGUUGAAGUAUUAGAAGGCGAGACUUUGGCUUUAAAAUGCAUUGUAGCCGGCGGCAAGCCAGCAGCUGGCAUACGAUGGCACAGGAAGGGCAUUGAAUUGAGGCCAGAUAACGUUCUAUACAAAACUGAAGCAGUGGACGAACACCGUGAAAAUGCAAUCAGUACUAUCACGCUGACUCCAACACCAGACGAUAAUGGAGCUUUGUACAGCUGCGAAGCAGUACACAGAGCUCUAAGUAUACCUAUGAUAUCAUAUAUUGAGCUAAGUGUAUUAUUUCCCCCUGGCCCACCUGAAAUAGAAGGCUAUGUAGAAGGUGAAACAGUUCGAAUGGGUGACACGCUGACAUUGGCCUGCGUCUCCCGUGGUGGGAAUCCUCUGGCAAAACUAGUCUGGUACAGAAAUGACCAGCAAGUUGACGUUACGUAUACCACAACUGGCAGAGAAUCUACAAACACAUUGACUUUUGUUGUUGAAUCAAAUGAUAACAAUGCCAUUUAUAGAUGCGAAGCCACUAACUCGGUCAGCCUCAAACCGAUGAUUGCUAUGGUCAAGCUUACAGUCCAAUUCGCUCCGAGUAAGGUCACUCUCGUGGGUCCAAAAGAGGCGCAAGAAGGAGAUACGGUGACAAUGUUUUGCACGACGGACAGAAGCAAUCCUCCUGCAGAUGUUUCAUGGGUUGUUGAAGGACGUUCCGUGCAAGCUGCAACUAGUAUCACAGCAGAUCCUCGUGGUGGAUGGAUUACUACUUCCAAUGUUACCUACACAAUAAGUGGACAUGAAAGAAAUAUGAAAAUGUUUUCUUGCUACGCAGUUAACAAAGCGCUUAGUGAAACCUUGGUAGAAUCAGCUGUGGUUAGCGUACUAUAUCCACCAGAACCACCUUCUAUCAUUGGAUACACAGAGGGAACCCCCAUAGAAACUGGUCAGACUCAACAAAUGACUUGCAUUUCGCAAGGAGGAAACCCUCUUCCAAAUCUUAAGUGGUUUAGAAAAGAUAAAGAGCUCGUUUCUUCCACAACGACCAAUAACAACAUUGUUUCAGCAGAAUUAUCGAUUACAGUUGAUGAUAACGACAACGGCGUGGAAUAUCGAUGCGAAGCUUCUAACUCUGCAUCGAAUGUGCCAAUGUUUGCCACGACGAGACUCACUGUUUACUUUCCUCCAUCUGCAGUCAACAUCAAAAUUAAACCAAAGAGGCCGAAAGCAGGACAGAAAGUUACUCUCAUAUGUGAAUGCGCAAGCAGCAAUCCGCAAGCCGAGAUAACGUGGUGGAAAGACGGAUUUCUUAUUCAAGGGACACCAGAUGGAGUAUUCGAUGCACCUAAUGGUGGUCGGUCGACAAAGAACAUUCUGCAACUAAAUGUCUCUGCUGAGGAUGAUGGCGCAGUUUAUACCUGCCAAGCUACGAACACCGAAUUGAAACAAAGUGCACAUGAUGCAGUCACAAUAAACGUUCUUUACAAACCUGUUUUUGAAACGAAGCCAUUGCAACAGUAUGAUGUUAUUGAAGGUGAAUCCACAAUUAUUAACAUAUCAGCGAGAGGGAAUCCUUCGUCCAUCAACUAUUCUUGGAGUAAAGCCAGCAGUUCCACAUCCCAAAUGCCAGCUGAUUCCAAUGAUGUUGCUAUCACCUCUGUACUAGCUACCGGACCUCUGUUCAACAUGACCAAUGUAAGAAGGGAUCAAGCGGGACAGUACAGGCUAGAAGCAAGCAAUGAGGAAGGCAGUAGCUUUGUGACGGUUGUAGUCAAUGUUUUAUAUGCUGCUUCAAUCAGCAUGGCAACGGAAGUUGCUAUGGUUGAUCUCGGCUCCAAUGCCUUCCUCGAAUGCCAGGUUGAUGCGAAUCCCCUCAGCGAUGACGUCAUCCGGUGGCAGAGGAUGAACUUCGACAUGAGCCGGACAAGGCAGAGUAUAGAAAACGGACGCUCUUACCUCAUCAUCAACAACGUGACCAGAGAAGAUUCCGGGAUUUUCCUUUGUGUGGCCGACAACGGCAUAGGCAAUGAGGCCCAGAAGGCUUCAACCCUUGUGGUCAAACAUAAACCUGUCAUUGAACGAUCUGGUGCUUAUUCGAAAGCAGCAGGAAGUGAAGGAGAGGAUGUCCGAAUAGUCUGUCGCGCAACUGGCGCCCCUAAUGUUUCGUUUACAUGGUUUAGAGAUGGAUCAACGAUCGGAGGAUCCAAAAAGCCCUCAAAGUAUGAUAUUAAAAGCCGCCAUCUUGAUUUCAUAUCCUAUGAGUCCGUGCUGACCGUCAAAGAUCUCAAAACUCAGGAUUUUGGAGACUAUGAAUGCAUUGCCAAAAAUGACCUCGGAUUUGAGAGCUUCAAAAUACCCCUUGGUCGUAAAUCUGUUCCUGAUCCACCGACAUCUUUAUCAGUCAUUAAUGCUACUCAUAAUGCUGUUAUUUUAACAUGGACGCCAGGAUUUGAUGGCGGUUUGGAUCAGAUGUACCGGAUUCAGUACAAAAAGGAAGGUUCAGCAGAUGGUUAUCAUGUCGUUGAUGUAGAUGUACCAAACGCUACCAUCUUCACUGUUAGCGGUUUGGAGCUAGGAACUGAAUAUAUAUUCGGUAUUAUGGCUUUUAACAGUCUUGGUGGAAGCAGUUACUUGCAAGACGCCGCUUCAGCUGUUACGUUAAGCGAAGCACCCCUCGGAGAAACAGAAAAAGUGAUAGACGACUCUCUGGUCGGCAAGGGGGACAUACCUCGUAUGAUCAUCAUCACUGUUUCCGUCGUGGGCUCCUGCUUGCUGGUGCUGAACAUCGUUCUUGUGAUCUGCUUCGUCAGGAAGCGCAGGAAGAAGAGAUUAGAAGAAGGUAGGGCAUCUGCAGAAGGAGAUCAGCAAUUGUGUCUUUUCUCCAUGGUGCUGCAGAGGUUCACAAAGAUUUGUCAGAAAAGUGAUCAUUCCAGCAGCAAGGCCGCAACCAUAGAGAUGUACGCUCCAAGUAGUUAUAACGAAGGUCUAAACGGGGAGAGCCUUAGCUGUAAUUCGGAAAAAAGUGAUAACUAUUCGGACGGACACAGCGCCGGGGGAUACUCGGAGGAACAAGUGAAAUCUGAAACUACCGCUUAUAUAACAUCACAUGGAGAUGGUACAUACAUCCCUGAUACUUCCAUGCCUUAUUAUUGUCCGUACCCAUAUCCAGACCAAGUGAACCUGGAGGACAGAUACGAAAGAAGUGGAGGCGUGCCAAAUAAACUUCUGUAUGGAGCAGAGGAUGAAUUUUAUACAAACGCUCUGAGAAGGAACGCUUACAACUUAAAACUCGGAGAAAGACCCGAUAAUUACGAGAAAGGUGUAUAUCCUCCUCCUCCACCCGGAAGAACAGCAGCUAGUGGUGCAGAAGUCCACUACACUCCUGACACAGAAGACCGUCAUUUUGUUCCCUAUCCUCCAGGAGGCACUUCGUCCAAACCUUCACCAGCACUCAGCACUUUCAAUCCCCACUUACAAGGUUCACCCAUGCAUUCGACACCAAACCAGUGCAAUCACAUGUCCCCCGGACCUGCUGAAGGGGUCAUUGUACAUAGUGAGAUGGACGGACACCUCGUCUGACAAAGUACCUCUGUUUAACUUGGAGCUCUACCAAGUGCCCUGUAUAUUAAUUAUAUCCUAUUAGGUUCGAAAGAAUCUACAAAACUGGAUGUUAUCGGUCGAUGACCAAUGGACUAAGGCCUAGCUGGAUGUUGAAAAGGCAACUACAUGCAACAGCAAGCUGGUGUAUCCACGAAGGGCAGCUGCUUCUGCAAAUCUCCUUGGCUUCUUAAUUUACGGCCGUGAGAUAUCUUUUCGUCUUUUUAAUACUUUAGCAGUGAAACAGGAUUUAGGACAGGUCCUGGGGACACUCCAUAGAACCUUCAUCCAAGUGGAUACGAUUUUCACCUGCUGUACCACACUGCGUACUGUAUUUGCUUCUCAUAUAUUAUUCAACGUGUAUAGGAGAAAGUCGUGACCCAUUUGUCCCGUAUUUCAUCACUCAUACCUACAAGUGAAAACUUUCUCUUAUUGUGUCUUUUUAAUUAAGGCUCAACAGACCUUACCUAAGGCCUAUGUGUUUAUCAUAUUUGUGAACUGGAGGAUAUUGCAUAUUAGUGAGCUGAGUGGCCCUGUCUUGUGGAUAUCUAUCCUGCCACUGAUGAGCUUUUAUUGAAACGAUUUUGUGGUGCUCAAAUUUUGUACUCGUGCUUCGAAGAACUCUUUUGUGUGCCUUAUCUUCAAAUGUUUUUACUCGGUGAAUACUCAUUCGGAUAACUGGAACCGUGUGAAAGAACCUCUGCAACUAAAGUAAUUUAUGCUUAUUAUUUAGUUUUGAGAAUACGUUAUGAAAAGAGUUAAAUAUAAAUUAUCUAUAAUAUAAGCAAUAAUCGAAGUUUCAAAUUCACUGCAUAUCUUUGGUGAUAUAAUUAUGUUGCACAGAUCCAUGAAUUGUGCAAAUUGUAAAAAUACCGUCUUUGAAGCGAAACGAUUAUUUCGUUUUAGCUUACAUGUAAAAUUAAUUUUCUGCUUUAAAAGUUGCAUAGUAUUUAUAGCAUGAAAGGUCAUGUUGUAUUUAUAGCAUGAAAUAUAUUGGCUGAUGCAAUUAAUUUGAAAUGUUAAGGUAAUUACUGAUCAAUUAAUUUCUAGAAUAAAGUUUUUGAAUGAUUUAUAUCCAGUACUUUUAGUAAGAGAAAAGCUUUAAUUAAAAUUAAUUAAUCAAUUAUAUGACAUUUUAAGGAAACUUAUUAAGGAAAUAAUUUCAUUUUGAAUUUAAUAUUUGGCCAGUUAAUUUCCGACAUUUAUCACGGUGAUUAUAUUUAUUUUGAAAGAACAUUUUGAUGUUAAAUUAUUGUUAUUUAUUUGAUGAUUAUGAUCGUCGCUCAUACAGCAUUUCUUACUUUAUAAAUUAAUAUGUUAUGUUUGCAAAAAUAUGUGAAGCCAUAUGUUAGAUAUUUGUUACUUCUAAAACGCACGCGGUUAGAAUAAUUUGAUAAGGGUUUGAUCUCAUUUAUAAUAACCCUAUAGUGUCUCAGGAAAAUAAAAAAUUAAAAAAAAUACCUUUUGUUCAAUGGGAUUAUUUGCAUAUUUUAAGCAACCAAAUUUUGAAUUCUCUUAAAAUUUUGGAGAUAAUUAAUGACAUUUGUGUAGCAUUUCUCAUUUCCAAAAUACUUUUAUAACUUUGAAAAAAAAUUGCAUAUAAUACUAGAAAAUGUUUGCUUGAAUUAUACAACAAACUGUUAUUCUUUAGUACAACGUAUAUUCUCUUCGAUGUUCAGUUGAAAAUGGGUACUUUUUCUGACACGUUGAAAUUCUUUUCUAUAUCUGCAUCUCCAUUAGUAAUGGUGUACUCCAAAUUAUUUUUAUGAGAUUAAAGUUUGUCACAGGAUCAAUAAAUUAGAAGUAAAACAACAUUUAGUGUGUUAGAAUAAAGAAUAAAUUUUUAAUUCUAAUUUAUGCAACUAUUGUGUGCUUUUUCAAUGCAAAGUAUGUGUAAUUUAUAAUUAUUUAUUUAUAUUUCGUUGUCAGAAGCACAAUCAUUAUAAUUGUAAAGUUAGUUUUGAUAAAGUUUAAGACAAUGCUGUUUAAGAUAAAUACGUUUAAGUUUCUCUUCCAGUCAAAAUUAAGUAUAAUAAUGGAAACUUAUUAAUUUGAGCAGUAAAAAUAUCCUACCAUGUAUGUUCAAAACGUUUCUGUAUGUGAUGCACAAAUAUUAUAAAAAAUACAAAUUUUUUAAGUGCGUCAAAUUUAAUUUUCAAAAUUCAUGUUACUUUAUUCAAAGAACCAUUAUUUUGGAAAACUUUGGAAAAAAAAAAAUCUUCCCAAACUUUCAAAUUUUAUCUUAUUUUUCUCAAAUUUUAUCUUAUUUCUCUUCAAACCUUUAUCUUAUCUGUCCUCAAAGUUUAUCUUAUUUUUAAUCAGAAAUUAUUGAUAAUUUUUCAUAAUUUCGGUUGCUUAAAAAUUUGCAAUAUUCCCUUCAUUAAAAUAAUUUCGUUGUCUGAAAUGUAUAUUUGCAUUAUAUUUAGUUAUUAACGUUUCAAGGACUAUAUCAUUCAGUAGUUUUACCUACUUUCUGAAAGAGCAAAUGAUUUGAAGCGGCAGUAAGAGAAAAAUGUACAGAAGUUGAGUUUAGAAUGCAUUGCUAAUAUUUGCUAAAAUAUUAGCAAUGCAUUCUAAACUCAAUUUCUGUACAUAAAAUUGUUAAUAUUUUAGCACGUUAAGCUUUGGCAAUUUCUUGAUUAACCUUGAAAUCGCUAUAAAAAUAUUUCUCACAGCCUUGAGAAGAGCAAAGGAAGGCAUUUAUUUCUAUAGCAUAUCCGUAUCAAGAAAAGUUAAAAAAAGAAACGUUUAUAUGUUGUGCAUAAAAAAACAUAUUACUUUACUCAAGGAAAUGUACAGAGUAAUCAUCGCCUGUUUUUAAAUACACACAGCAGCUUUUGUGCCACCUUUAUUUAUGACUAAUUGUUAUUAACAAAUCACGUUUCACAGAUCAUAAUCCAAGGAUUUCAUAACAUUCACCUAACAGAAAGUGGUAGCCUACUAAUAUAAAAUUCUCAUGUACAGCAUGUAAAUAAUGAUGAUAUUUAUGAGAAUCACUGUAUCACAAAAGUUCAUUAAUUUUCCAUGGCCGAUCAUUUGGUUUUGAUUAACAGUUUCUUAUAUGAAUAUAAAUGCAAAAAUAGGCGACGAAAUUGUAUGUUGCUUACCACUGCCAUCAGCUGAAGUAAUGUAGUAGUUGUGAAUUCUAGAAUUCUGAAGUUACUUCUUGAAGUAAGUUGUUUGCUCGAUAAAAAUUCCUAACUGAUUGGUCAUUUUAGUAUUAAGCUUGGUACUAUAUACUACAGUACGUAUUUUUUGUUGUUGAAAUACUAAAUCCUCUUUUAUGUUAUUUUUGUAUGUCUUACAAAAUUUAUCUUUGUUAUGCGGUUUAUUUUUGUAUGUCUCAUCUACCGCCCCCCCCUUCCCCGGCUUUAUAAACCUUUCGGUAGAUAUGUAUGAGAGAUUACAUGAACUAAAAGUUUUAAAAAUGAACAAAACAAAGUCUCGUAAAAGGAGGGCUAUAAUUAAUUAGCCUUUAAAUAACUAUGCAGGGUUUAAAAUUACCAAAAGACCUAUUUAAAUUACACAAAAUACACAUGAAGCUUGUAAGUAUAUAGCAUGUAAAUAUGGAUCACAUUUUACAACAGAAUUAUGAUCUAUGUGCAUGAAUAUGUGCGUAUGCUUUCGUAAUUUUAAUAUGGAACUUGGAUAUAAAUAGAAAGUUAAAUCAGUUUUGUUGUAUUCUGUUUAACGCUUUAAAAUACCGCUUCCUCGGCAUUAUUUCUUCAACCUUCCAUUAGGCACUUUGUAGAUCUUAAACUUUUAACAAAUGAUUACAGAAUACCCCAGUAUAUUUCCUAUUAUUUCAUAUUAUGAUGCUUAACGUGUUAAAGUAUGUACAACUGCCUGAGUGAAUUUAUUUUUAAGUAUUCAUUAGUGAGUUACUGUAUUGUUUAGAGAUUUUUUUGUUUUGAUUUUAUAUUAUGUAAAUAUUUUAUGAAAAAUUUCGCGUAUGUUUAAUUCAUUUUUUGUACUCAUUUUCUUUAAACAUUUUUAUAUAUUUCUUAUGGCUUCAUGAAUGGAUACUAUAAUUCUUGUACGAAACCCUGUCUUUUACUUUUAUACUGUCUCAUGCUCGGUUUGUCUAGUGUUUCUAGUCGUCCUUUUCGUCCACCAAAGACUGAUUUUAAGCAUGCCGAGUUUUUUCUUUCAAACAUUUACACUUACCUCUCUCAUCACAUAGAUUGGGGAAGCAAAUAUCAUAUCAAGGUUUUUAUAGCAUAGAUUAGGUAUCUGUACGUGUGGUAAGGUCCAUAGCUAGCAUUAUUUUUAAACUUAAUUAAUCUUUCAUCUAAUUUAAAAUAUUACAAUGUUAUUCAAGAUAAUAUAAGAGGUAUAUCAUGUAAAAAAUUCAGUAAUUUGGGAUAAAUUUGACUUAAUGAUAAAUUUAUAAGUUUGCAAUAAUUUUCAUAUAGAUACCAUUCUCAAAAUUUUGCUGCAGAAUAAGAUAUAAGCAAUAUUUAAUCUUAGAUAAAAAGUAUAAUAAAAAAUAGAAUUGCAAAAGGUAUAUUUUGUAAAGCUUUCUGUCAAACUGUUAAAAUUGUUACGUUUUAUCAGUUGAGCAUUUUAAAUGAGAGAAUUGUUGUCCGAGACUCUCCGAAUAUGCCGUAGUUGGGUUAAUUAGAUAAGUAGUUUCGAGUUUAUUCCUUACUAAAGAUGCACAAUUUGUGGUAACUCUGGAGACAAUAAUGACAUUUUCCAUUUUCUUGUUGUUUAUUGUAACAUUUUUUUUUACAAAAAUGAAGAAAGUUGAAUUAAUUAUACUUAUCUCUUAUCGUUAAAAAAAUUUAUAUAAAGUUUUAUCUUUACUGAACACACCUUUUGUUAUGAAAUUCACUGAAAACGCUUUGCUUUUAAUUGCAUAGCGAUAAUUUAAAACAUUUUUAUCUUUAUUCGUAAUAAAAACGUAUCUGCUUUGAUUAAUUAUACUCGUGAAUACUCACUGAAAAUACCUGGAACUGGUUUUCAGUUCUAAAAAUAUAUAGUUUAUAAGAGCUACAUGACCAGUUUUAUGCAUAGUGUUCUGUUGCACUAAUCAUUUUGUAGCUGUUUCUAAAAAUUUAAAGCUUUAGUAUUUGAUCUGCCUGGAUUAUUAGUAUUAAAAUUGCUUUAAUUUUACGCGUUCAUUUUGAACAGAUUGUAAAUUCUCGUUAUCAUUUUAAAUCUGAUAUUUGAGAUCAUCAUUAGUAUUUAAACAGUCAUAAUUUAGAUUGUAGAACAUUACGAUUUACAGUAUCACAGUGUUCGGAUAACAGCUAACCAUUCGGAUAACAGUUCGAGAAUUCAGAGUUCAGUCGUAAUCCUUUAAAUUUAGUUUUCAUUUAUACCGUACUUUUAUGAGCUCCAAUGGUCAAGAUUAUGUCAUGCACUUUAUUUUUAUCUGUAAGUAUUUUUUUACAUCUACAAGUUGUUGAACCUGAACAAUUAAGAAUAAUAAGAAAAAAAAACCUGGUAUUUAUCAAGAAAAAUUAACAUUUUUAGAGUACUUUUAUUUCAAUAAAUAUUAAAACAUCAAAUAAAUAGUGAAUAAUUUUAUGUACUACAUUUUCUUUUGAAUUUUCGACGUAUAUACAUGCUAAUGAAACUUAACUAACAUAUAAUUAAAUGCCUUAUAACAUAUAAUUAAAUUAUAAAUCUAAUGAUGCAGGUAGAAGUGUGUUUUAUUUAGAAAUUGAUAACUUUUUUAUUAAAGAGCAUAAAUUUGGAUCCGAAAUUUUCGAAAUAAAGUAUUCACUGUUCGAAGUAUUAAAAAUAUAGUAUAAACUGCUUAAAUUAAGUGAAAUAUUAAUUUGUAAAAUAUUAAUUACUUGUUUUGUGUGAACAUUUGGAAUUAAGUGAAGAACCUUAAUAAGAAUUAUGAAAAUGAUUUGAAUUGCGUGAGAAACUUUUUUGGCUUUUAUUUUACUUUCGCAACUUGUAAUAUUGUAUAUUAGAAAUAUUCCUGGAGGUUAUAGCGAUGUCUUUUGUUAAAAUAAUUCGUUAUUAAAAAUUUCGUGUUUACAUGAUUUAUGGUUCUUAUACUUGUAUAGUGGGAGGCAAUCUGCAAAGUGAGAAUUUUUGUACGCACUCUAAAAUACUCGUGUUUCAUUUGUCAGAGAAAAAAAAAUAUCGUUUUUAUGAAUUCGUAUUUAAAAUUAAAUGAUAAAAGUAAUACGUUAUAUUUACUAUAAACUAUUUAAACCUUGGUUUGAUAUCGAUGUCACCUUUCCUACAAAUAUUUAAAAAUUGCUUCUUAUGUCGAAUUACUUAUUGAAACCUUUAUGAUAUAUAAAACAAAUUAUGUACCUCAAAUGAGUCUAAAAUACACUUAUUUCUGACACUGCUUAGUACGUGAUGUCUCUUGUGUGAACAAAUAUAAUAUUACGUGAAGGUUCAGAACAUUCACUUCAUUAAAGCAGUCAGGAUUUCCAAGAAGAAUGCAUCCUCAAUUAUUAUUAUUGUAGUUCAUCUGUUACGUAGAAAAACUGAUUUUAUGUUCCUUUUAAGUAGUGUUACUGUGAAUUACGCUUUUGCAGUUUUGCGUGUUUUGUUGAUUUUGUUUCCAUCAAGAUUUUUCAUUGCUGUUGCAUAGAAAUGUUGUUCAUACUGAUGGCCUACUACAAUUACAUUUUCAAAUUGUUAUUUAUAAAACCUAAUUAGAAUGUCAUGUGAUCAAUAGUUUUUCUAUUGACAUCAGAAACAUACAUGUGCAGAACAAUAAAAAAAUUGAAUUAUCUACUUUAAAAAUCAUUGAAUGAAACUUCAAAAUUCAUUAUUCGGUUUUUAUAGCUUGCGUAUAAGAAUUCUUCAAUCAAACAGUAUCUACAUUAUUAUUUGAAAUAAUAAUUGAAAAUUAUUUUGUAGUUGGCCAUGUUUCACUUAUCAUAAUGCUGUCAAAUAUGUACUUCAUGUUGUUUUCUUUAAUCUUAAGAUACCAUCUUCAUUAAUUUUGAUAUAACAUGUAAAAGCAAAAAAGAGAACAUUUUGAAAGAGCUCUGUGUAUGACUUUAUGAGCGAUAUGAAAUAAACUUGUAUAUAAAACGUG
Messenger RNA from Stegodyphus dumicola, 11080 nucleotides. RefSeq names its product nephrin-like. Gene Ontology annotation, molecular function: cell adhesion molecule binding. Lineage: Eukaryota; Metazoa; Arthropoda; Arachnida; Araneae; Eresidae. Gene Ontology annotation, biological process: cell-cell adhesion. Gene Ontology annotation, cellular component: plasma membrane; cell-cell junction. The record is from RefSeq and is a predicted model, not a curated record.